Funneliformis caledonium is the source of this 578-nucleotide messenger RNA. The record is from the annotation of a GenBank genome assembly. Lineage: Eukaryota; Fungi; Glomeromycota; Glomeromycetes; Glomerales; Glomeraceae.
AUACUAAAAUAUUGUAUUGCGUUGCCAAAUACAUGAAAUAUAAAAAGAAUUUUGUAUUUCAUUGCAAAGAUGUGAAUAAUUUCUGGACAGAAUUCACAAAUGCUAUAAAAUAUAAUCUAUCAGAGGCUCUAAUUGAUAUCCCAACUGAAACAAUUGCCAUCGUCCCUGAAGGUGAAGAAUAUGAGUCAACACCUGUUACACAAAAGGAAUUUUCCAGUUAUAGAACCCUUCCUCAGGUGUUGACAUUGUUCGGUAUGGACGUCGUGAAUGAUAUCAAAGAUCUCAAACAGUUUAAACCACGGACGGGUCACGUUGACUUUGCUAUUAAGUACUUGAUGGAAUUGCUCUGUGUCAGUGAAUGCAAAAUGUUUGAUUUCACUUAUGGUGUAUCACAAAAUAUCAUACAGCUUGAUUCGGCUAUUUAUAAUAAUCUCAAAUCUAGGAAAAGAGAAUUCUCUGAUAUCGAUGAUGUUGAUGGUAUUUAUGGUAUUGUAACAUCAGGAAAUAAAUGGUUAUUUAUCGUUUAUACCUCAGAUAAUUUAAUCGCCUCAACAAGCCGAAAUGUUUUGACCCAUUAA